This is a messenger RNA of Exophiala dermatitidis NIH/UT8656, 2979 nucleotides long. RefSeq lists its product as uncharacterized. Bases 1 to 2979 code for a protein of 992 amino acids. The record is from RefSeq and is a predicted model, not a curated record. NCBI's taxonomy places the organism in Eukaryota, Fungi, Ascomycota, Eurotiomycetes, Chaetothyriales, Herpotrichiellaceae. The transcript has a single exon.
AUGUCCAUCGAGUACUUGGUCUUGCAUUACAUCACCGAAUGGGUGCAGGACUGGAUCCGAUAUAUCCGGAAUAAACCUAGGACGACAAUACAACCUCCUGUCGAGCCAGCAGCUGAGACGGUCGAGACUCAGAACCCAGAUUUCCCUCUCGACUCAAAGGCAGAACUGUUCGCUUCGAAUGUGUGGACAGAAGAGGUUGUGAUUUUGAACCAUGAAAUUCCUGAAGAUGUUUUUGGCUCUGAAAAUGCCGAUGGGAAACCAUCUGGUAUUAAAGAAGAGAUUAAUGUCCUUCAUAAUUGUGGACUUUUUCAAGUCGAAGAAGCGGUGCUCUCACCUAAUUGUCCUGUUCUGCAAGCCAAUCAUGACACCCAUGUUAUGACGGGUAUUGAUCUAAUUUCAAGUCCCAAGGAGACGGUUGCCAGCGAUCUGAUCGUCUGGCAAAGCAGUCGACAACGAUCCACUUCGUCACAAACAACAACGAACCGGGAGAAUGAAAAUGACUGGUUCAAGGAUGGACCGGAUGGUCGCGAAUGGCAUCCUCUUAUCCCGGGGUUAGCUAUCCUUCUAGUCCUUGCAAUUUUCGGUUUCUUUUUUGCAUGUUGUACAACAUGCCUGUGUCGAUCUUCUCGGUUUGACAGAGAGAAGAGACGUCUCAGAAGAGAGGUCCUCGAGCUUCGAGAGGAACUAGCAAGGCAGAAGAACCUUUUUCAACAACAAAACGGCAUGCUUGAAGAGCAGCGUGCAUUGUUGGAAAGAGCCGAGGAAGAGAAAAGGACUCUCCAGGCGAAGAAGGCCGAGGACGCAGUCGCAAAGGCUGCGUUUAUCGCCGAACUGAAGGCAGAGGUCGUCGACAAGGCCAAACAGGCCGAAGCGGCACAGGCGAACGAUGCCCAGAAGGAAGCAGUUAUUGCUAACCUUGAGGCAAGCCUUGCCUCUGCCAAGAAGGAGAUUGAAGAACUGCAGGCAACUGCAGUAGCCUCCGAUAUAAAAGAGAAGGCGCAGGAGUCUGCUCUGGAGACUUUAGAGACUUCUGUCGCAUUGAAAGAGGAGCAGAUCAAAGACCUGCAAGAAGAGCUUAAUGCUCUGGAGGAGGCCAAUAAGGCCGCUGAAGCGGCCGUGGUGUCUUUAAAGGCUCAAGUGGAGGCCAAAGACGCCAAAAUCGCCCAGCAAAAGAAGUAUCUGGCAACCGCAGAGGCUUCAGCCAUAAACCAGGCCAAUGAACUCGAAAAGCACCAGGGUAACCUGGCUGCUUUGGAAGUUUCGAAGGAAGUGCUCAUCAAAGAGCACAAAGAAGCCGUUGCAGUGCUCGAGGCUUCUCUCGAGGCCAAGGACAAGGCCGCCCAGCUAGCCUUGAAGGCCAAGGAGGCGGAGAUCGAAGAGCACAAGGUUGCUCGGGCUGCCCUUGAGGCGGCCAUCAAGAAGAAAGAAGACGAGGUCAAGGACCAGGCAACGACCCUGGCUGGCCUCGAGACGUCCCUCCAUUUGAAAGAGGACGAACUCCGACAAGUUCAGAGCACGCUCGACGCUCUGAUGACCGAGAAAGAGGAUGCUGCCCGCGGCAAUCAAGCCAAGGUCAGCCUUCUCGAGAAGGAGUUAACCAUGGUCAAGAAGGCCAUGGAGGAGGCGAAAAAAGAAGUCCAGAGCGCAAAAGAGGCUCUGGCAAACGAAAUUAAAGGGCAAUUGAAUGCCUUUGGUGCGUUGGAAGAAGUGGUUGACUCCAAGAAUUUGGAGAUCAACGAGCUGAAAGAGGCCAUGGCCAGCCAGCGCUCCCAGAUCGAGGGGCUUCAACAGCUGGUCAAGAAGGCCGAAGCUGCCCGCGUGGAGGAAAUGGAGAAGAGGGAGGCGGCCGAGAAGGCCUGCCAGGAAGAGCAGGAAGAGAGAGAGGAAGAGGACGACGACGAUUGGGAGACAGUUGACGAGGAGGAGGACGAUGAGCCACAGACAGCAGUGGCCUCUCCUACCUGGGGACCAGAGUCGGAGGGAGCAACAUUCUCCCAAACCAGAACCGACUGCUUGACCGAGCCCGAGGUGGCCACCCCGGUCGUUGCAAUGGUCUUUAGCGAGGAGCUGGACUCCUCCUUUACGACCACUGCUGCCACUGCUGAGGGUGCGCUGCCCUCGCCCGAGGAUACUCCUCGGGUGAAUAUCAACCUAGAGGCUUUCGGUGCUGUUGUUGCUGGAGAAGAGGAAUCUAUCUCCCCAGAGGAUAUUCCUCUGCCAGCUUCGCCUGUUCAAGAGGCUGAAUCGCCCAGUGUAAACGGCACUGGUUCAGCCUCGGUGUCUCCGGCCCCCGCUCCUCCGGCACUUAUCACCAGUGUCGCCACGGACAAGGACCACAUCUUCACGGAGGUGAAGGUGAAGAAGGGCAAGUUCGGCCCUGGUGCGUUGCUCCAAAGCAAAUGGGCAACGCCGACAACCCCAACAACGCCGACAACACCGGCACCGGCACCGGCAGCAACUACAUCGGCAGCAACUCCUGCACCCGUCUCUCUCCCUUCGGCGACACAAGAUUCGCCAAACUCAUUGUUCGACCCGACUCCGACUCCGGCCAAAGCAGAGCAACAGGUGGUGAAGAAAACCCCGGGCACGCUCAUGACAAGCAAAUGGGCCUCUGCAGCAGCAGCAGCAGCAGCACCUAGCCCCCUCGCCACAGCCACGCCUCUCGUCCCUACCUCCGAUUCAAGCUCGCCGGCCCCGUCGACUCCUUCCAAGCGCCCCGAAGAGGCAAAAGGAAAAGAAAAAGACCACAUUUUCUAUGAGGUCAAGGUGAAGAAGGGAGGUGCCGGACCCGGCCAGAUACUCCUGAGUAAAUGGGCAACUCCGCCGGCAGCGACACCAGCUGCCGCCCCAGCCAGUGCCCCGACUCGACCUAAAACAAAGGUCGAGCGGAUCGCUUCGCAGAAUGCGGAGAGGGGCCUCCCCGAGUCCACGCCAAAUCGGCCAAAGACCAAGGCGGAGAGGGAAGCUGGAGACAAGUGA